Messenger RNA from Punica granatum (pomegranate), 1945 nucleotides. The record is from RefSeq and is a predicted model, not a curated record. Lineage: Eukaryota; Viridiplantae; Streptophyta; Magnoliopsida; Myrtales; Lythraceae.
UUUCAUAAAUAACACAUGACCCGUAAUGGGUUGACCCAUCAAGUUGAUAUUCCCUCACAGCUAAGUUCACUAAUGACUCACACUCUUCAAUAUAUAUACUAUAUAUAUAUAUCUGUGUGUCUGUGUGUAUGUUUUAUAGCCCAGCAUAACUUCUUAUAGUUCUCAUCACUCUCUCCUCUAUACACUCCCAUUCUCUCUUAUUAACUUGUGGAGCUGCUGCUGUGCCUCCUGCUCCCAUGGCGGCCUCGGCUGCAGCUCUUCUCUUCCUCUUGCUGCUUGUUUCGCCAUUGACACUGGCUCUUCGGGUGCAGAAAGGGCAGGAGAUGGACAGGAUCUCGGCCCUUCCCGGGCAGCCAGCGGUGGUGUUCUCGCAGUUCUCAGGAUAUGUCACGGUCAAUGAGAAGCACGGCCGAGCCCUCUUCUACUGGCUGACCGAAGCCACCACCUCGCCGGAAAAGAAGCCGCUUGUUCUUUGGCUCAAUGGAGGACCGGGCUGUUCAUCCGUUGCAUAUGGGGCUUCCGAGGAAAUCGGACCCUUCCGGAUAAACCAGAACGGUUCGUCUCUAUAUAUCAACAAGUAUUCUUGGAAUAAAGAGGCAAAUAUUCUAUUUCUUGAGUCCCCCGCUGGGGUUGGCUUCUCAUACACAAACACCAGUUCCGACCUCGAAGAUACCGGAGACAAACGGACAGCUCAGGACGCCCUUAUUUUUCUUAUAAGAUGGAUGGCGAGAUUUCCUCAAUACAAAUAUCGAGAAUUCUACAUCUCGGGGGAGAGCUACGCAGGCCAUUAUGUUCCCCAGUUGGCAAUGAAGGUCCAUGACUAUAAUAAGGGACGGUCUCGUCCCAUUCUCAACCUCAAGGGAUUCAUUGUGGGGAAUGCCGUUAUGGACCACUACUACGACAACAUUGGUACGGUGACGUAUUGGUGGAGCCACUCCAUGAUCUCUGAUGCCAGCUACAAAUCCAUCCUCAAGUACUGCAACUUCUCGUCGGAAAAACCCUCGCAGAAAUGCGAUGACUCGGUGAUCUAUGCCGCGAAUGAGUUUGGGAACAUCGAUCAGUACAGCAUCUACACGCCCUCAUGUCCACGACUUUCCAAUGAGACUUUACCUUUGUUGAGGUUCAGGAAUAGCCUCCUCCAAAGACGGGUCUCGGGCUAUGAUCCUUGCACGGAAAAGUAUGCGGAGAAGUACUAUAACCGGCCCGACGUGCAGAAAGCCAUGCACGCAAACACCACGGGAAUUCCAUAUAGAUGGACUGCUUGCAGUGAUGUUUUGAUCAAGAACUGGAACGAUUCUGAAAUGUCUAUGCUGCCCACGUACAAGGAAUUAAUCUCAGCUGGCUUAAGGAUUUGGGUUUUCAGCGGUGACACCGACUCGGUAGUUCCAGUGACGGCCACAAGAUUCUCUCUCAGCCAUCUGAAUCUACCUAUCAAGACGCGGUGGUACCCUUGGUAUUCUGGUGAUCAGGUUGGCGGGUGGACAGAAGUCUACGAUGGUCUAACGUUUGCAACGGUGCGAGGAGCAGGCCACGAGGUCCCGCUCUUCCAACCAAAGCGAGCUUUUAUCCUCUUCAGAUCCUUCUUGGCCGGAAAGAAUCUGCCCGACUCUUGAUGCUGCUCGGCAUCAGGUGGGUCUGUGAGCAUAACUUUCGUGCAGGAGAAUGCUGAUUGCUUAGUCUAAUCUGAUCACCGGCAGAUGAAACCCGACUAGCCGGUGAGAACACUACAGCAAAUAUCCGGAUUUCUUUUUCCCUUUUACCUUUAAUUCAAAGUUCUUGGAGUAAUCCAAUGGACUAAGACAAAUAAAUAAUGUUGGGUCAAGGCAGAGAGAGGCGGGGAAAAUUCAUUUCAGUUUAGUGGUCAAUUUGAUUCUUCACAUUCAGAUAAUGAAUUGUAAACAGAACCUUUAAUUAUUGAAUGCAAGUGUUAAUGAACUUCUUCUAA